AUGCCCCGCAACACUGCUUUCCACUCGCAGCGUCACGAGCCGUUCCGAUCCCAAAGCUCCCUUGAGCUUCAGCAUGAUUGCAUCACUGGCCCUUUCUCUUUCCUGAACCCCACUCGCGCUGCAUUCAGACAUUCCAUCCCCGAUAGCAAGGGCUCUAACGAUCUCGAUCUUGGUUUGGAAGAAAAAUCCCCCGAGCGGAAGGACGAACAAUUGGCAUCAAACAUCGAGUUGAUAUGGCGUUCUCGAGACAACCGCAAAGGCCGUCAUACUCUCGUCGUGGACCCGUCAUCUGAUCCCUCCGCCCCUUUUCUGGCGCCCAAAUCAACUUCUGGCCUACGAGAAGUCGGUAGAGGCAUCAUCCGGAUGACGAGGCAAUACCCUUACUGGGAUGUUUCGUGGCUCGUUGCCACAAUAUUCACUCUGGGCUCAGUAGUCUGGGUAAUCAACGCCUUUUUCGCCUACCUGCCUCUUGCGCAGCCCAGUACCUUAUUCAAUAACGAGGUCCUGGUAGGGGGAGGAGUUUCUGCCUUCGUAGGAGCCACCAUUUUCGAGAUUGGGUCUGUUCUUCUCAUGAUAGAGGCUGUGAACGAAAAUCAAGCAGGGUGUUUUGGCUGGGCACUGGAGCAAGCCUUCUCAGGCAACGGAGGAGGCAAAGGCAAGCUCAGGAUCAGGCCUGACGAGGACAAAUGUGUCCAUCAUCACACAAACAAGGGCAACUUUGUUGGCAAGGGAUCUGUCAAGGCAUCCUCCGGCGAGGCUCUUUCAGAAUCCCAAGCCUCAUCCAAUGCCGACUUGGAAAAGUCUGUGGACUCGAAUAGUCCCGGCAGAUCAUGGGUUUGGUUCCCAUCAACACAUGACCUGAAGACCCAUUACUUGCGAGAAUUGGGUUUCCUUGCGUCGCUUGCUCAAUUAUGCGGAGCUACAAUAUUCUGGAUAUCUGGCUUCACUGCUCUCCCUGGCAUCAACAACAGAAUGUCCCAAGGUCUACUUGAUGGCAUAUAUUGGGUACCGCAGAUGGUUGGGGGAUCUGGUUUUAUCAUAUCCGGGACGCUUUACAUGCUUGAAACGCAACCGAAAUGGUACAAGCCGGCAUGGGAAGUCCUUGGAUGGCACAUUGGGCUUUGGAAUUUGAUAGGAGCCCUGGGGUUCACCCUUUGUGGUGCGUUGGGUCCUGCAUAUGGCAAUAGCGGCGCCCAAUACGAGGCUUCGUUGGCCACAUUUUGGGGGUCAUGGGCAUUUUUGAUUGGUUCCUUGAUCCAAUGGUACGAAAGUUUGGACAAACAUCCCGUGAUAGAGCGAUCCAGCUACUUGUCGUGA
Messenger RNA from Letharia columbiana, 1317 nucleotides. RefSeq lists its product as uncharacterized. The record is from RefSeq and is a predicted model, not a curated record. NCBI's taxonomy places the organism in Eukaryota, Fungi, Ascomycota, Lecanoromycetes, Lecanorales, Parmeliaceae. The transcript is spliced from 9 exons. The coding region runs from base 1 to 1317 and encodes 438 amino acids.